Molecule: messenger RNA, 2354 nt
Organism: Xenopus tropicalis (tropical clawed frog)
Lineage: Eukaryota; Metazoa; Chordata; Amphibia; Anura; Pipidae
Gene: best4
Product: bestrophin 4
Exons: 8
Coding region: 93-1637 (514 amino acids)
Biological process (GO): chloride transmembrane transport; transmembrane transport
Cellular component (GO): plasma membrane; membrane
Molecular function (GO): chloride channel activity; channel activity
Source: RefSeq, a predicted model, not a curated record
UGUAAUUGCUAAUCACACUGUUAUCUUCUGUUUCUACAUGUAGUUACCCUUAUUAUCUCGCUCUUCUAUGUCUGUUCCAGCCAAGAUUCAUAAUGACUGUGUCCUAUACUUUAAAAAUGGCCAAUGCCAGCUUUGGGUGCUUCUUCAAGUUGCUCUUCAGGUGGAAAGGGAGCAUUUAUAAGUUACUAUACAAAGAGUUUAUUGUCUUUUGUUGUCUCUAUGCCAUGCUGAGUGUUACAUAUAGGUGCUUAUUGAAUGAAAAGCAGAAGAGCGAGUUUGCACAGCUGGCUCGAUACUGUAACCAAUACACAGACUUGAUCCCUGUUUCAUUUGUGCUGGGUUUCUAUGUUACUCUGAUUGUGAACCGUUGGUGGGCUCAAUACACCAAUAUUCCCCUCCCUGAUCAGCUGAUGUGUGUGGUCUCCAGCAAUGUCCAUGGUGGGGAUGAAAGAGGGCGCUUGCUGAGACGUACCAUGAUGAGAUAUGCUAAUCUAUCAUCAGUUCUCAUUCUGAGAUCCGUCAGUACACGGGUGCUUAAGAGAUUUCCAACCAUGGAGCACAUUGUUGAAGCAGGUUUUAUGACCCGCGAGGAGCUAAAGAAAUAUGAGUGUCUCUUCUCAGAUUAUAACAAGUACUGGAUCCCCUGUGUGUGGUUUACUAACCUGGCAGCCCAGGCUAGAAGAGACGGGCGAGUGAGAGAUGAUGUGGCACUGAAAUUACUUAUGGAUGAGCUGAACAAAUAUCGUGCAAAGUGUAGCAUGCUCUUUCACUAUGACUGGAUCAGUGUCCCACUAGUGUAUACUCAGGUGGUUACGAUUGCCGUUUAUUCAUUCUUUGGUGUUUGCAUCAUUGGAAGACAAUUUCUGGAGCCUGAAUUGGAAGAAGAAAAACCAAAUAUAGAUUUGUAUGUCCCUAUUUUCACAUUGCUGCAGUUCUUCUUUUACUCGGGUUGGCUAAAGGUCGCCCAGCAAAUCAUUAAUCCGUUUGGAGAGGAUGAUGAUGAUUUUGAAACCAACCGAUUAAUAGACAGGAACUUGCAGGUUUCCUUGUUAUCUGUAGAUGACAUGUAUCAGAAUCUUCCCCCCUUAGAAAAGGACAAAUACUGGGACGAUCAGACUGCAGCUCCCCCAUACACCUUGGCAACUGCAGCAGAAACUCUGAAACCAUCAUUCAUGGGAUCUGCUUUCGACAUGCGAUUUCUAGGUGAUGCAGAGCAGAGCCAACAAGUAGCGGUUACCCCCAAUAUGCCAAGGGCUCGAACCCCAAUGCUAAGCCGUUUCCUCUCAUCUGCCCCCUCACCUGCAGUAAGUUUGAAGAACUUUAUGGGCCGGGGGACACGGGGUCACCAUCUUGUGCGAUUUAGAGGGGAUGGCUACCCCUCUCCUAACCCAAACUCCCGCAACAGUGAUCUGGAACAUGACUCUGUGGGUCGCAUUGAUGAGGAAGAAACAACAGAGGAUGAAAAGGAAAGCCGGGCAAGUGAGCCUCCUACCCCAAAGGUAACACUCAGGGUACCUCGCAGGCUAGAGGCCUCAGAGCAACAGAAAAAGAGGGAGCAGCCCAAGCCACCUCCUCUGGUCAUUAUAGUUGACGAGCCAUCAGAUGAGAGCCUGAACUCAGAGCCAGCAGAGUGCUAACUUCAACAACUACACAGCACAAAAUAGCUGUUUUUUUUUCAAGAGCAUCAGUGAUGAAAUUAUGACUAGGGACAGUAAAAGAUGACUUUUAAAGGAAACAUUUGCUUCAAUGCUUGAUGCUUCUAAAUGAAAUUUUAUAUAAACUUUACUUCUGUUUUCUGAAAGAACAUCCAGAAGUUGUAGUAUUGUGAUAUUCACUUGCCUUUCUAAGUAUGCAGUAGAUACUUAUAUUAAUACAUACUUAUAUAUUUAAAGGAGAAGGAAUGUCAUUUUAGUAUUUUACUGCCAAUAGAUUUGCCACAUUAGUGCCACCUAGAACGUUAUAUUUAUUCUGCAGAAAACUUUACUAUACCUGAGUAAAGAGCCCUAGAAGCUUUCUCUAAGAUUGCAGCUGCCAUUUUAGCUUGGUGUUCAUAGCCCCCUGCUUGCAGUCUAGCGUUAUAGCUCAGAUCAAACGAGUGAGUUUGAUGAAUUCCAGAAGGGAGAGAGAACUGCACAGACUCUGGCCCCAGGAAUGAAAGAUUUUUCUGAGAAAGGAAAUCAGAUAUCCAAGAGCAUGUUUACUAAAAAUCCUAUUUCUUUUGAUAGAGGACUCAGUGCAGCGUUUCUGUGACUGCUAAUGGCUGUAUUUACGUAGACCUUUCUGGUAACAAUUGCUUGGUUUUUACCUUUCCUUCUUCUUUAAGAUCAGUGUCUGAAAAUAAAAGUGGAUGUUGU